Molecule: messenger RNA, 715 nt
Organism: Pteropus alecto (black flying fox)
Lineage: Eukaryota; Metazoa; Chordata; Mammalia; Chiroptera; Pteropodidae
Gene: RARRES2
Product: retinoic acid receptor responder 2
Exons: 6
Coding region: 103-594 (163 amino acids)
Biological process (GO): regulation of lipid catabolic process; inflammatory response
Molecular function (GO): signaling receptor binding
Source: RefSeq, a predicted model, not a curated record
GGGGGACCGGGAAGAGGCGAACAGUCUGGCCAAGUCACGCUAGGAAGUCAGGAGAGACCCCAAGGCCCAAGAGAGGAGGACCAGGGUGACUGAGGCGAACCCAUGUGGCGGCUGCUGAGCCUGCUGGCCCUAUGGCUGGGCACGGUGGCCUUGAGCAGGGCUGAGCUCACCACAGCCCAGCGCCAGGGCCUGCAGGUGGCCCUGGAGGAAUUCCACAAGCACCCGCGUGUGCAGUGGGCCUUCCAGAAGACCAGUGUGGACAGUGCCAUGGACAUGCCCUUCCCGGCGGGGACAUUUGUGAGGCUGGAGUUCAGGCUGCAGCAGACGAGCUGCUGGAAGAGAGACUGGAAGAAAGCAGAGUGCAAAGUCAAGCCCAACGGGAGGAAGCGGAAAUGCCUGGCCUGCGUCAAGCUGGACCCUGAGUCGAAAGUCCUGGGCCGGGUUGUCCACUGCCCCGUAGAGGCGCAGGCCCAACGGGAGCUCACGGAGCACCAGCAGGCACAGUGCAACAGGGUGCAGCAGGCUGGCGAGGACCCCCAGAGCUACUACUUCCCUGGACAAUUUGCCUUCUUCAAGGCCCCGCCCCCCAGCUGAGGCCUGACCAGAAUUUCCUCAGGCUUUCCGGACAGCUGUGGGAAGGAACCAGUGAGAAACAGCCGCCCCUUCCCUGCACCCCGCAUCCCCAUCACCCCUGAACUAAUAAAACUGCUCCCCA